Molecule: messenger RNA, 3668 nt
Organism: Oncorhynchus tshawytscha (Chinook salmon)
Lineage: Eukaryota; Metazoa; Chordata; Actinopteri; Salmoniformes; Salmonidae
Product: solute carrier family 49 member 4
Exons: 9
Coding region: 175-1581 (468 amino acids)
Biological process (GO): transmembrane transport
Cellular component (GO): membrane; intracellular membrane-bounded organelle
Molecular function (GO): transmembrane transporter activity
Source: RefSeq, a predicted model, not a curated record
CCGUUCAGGCAUGCGCAGUGCAGUUUGAUUUGUUGCAGCGACAUGGGUUGUUAUUGUUUCUCUGGGCAACUGAUAUUGAAGUUACAUACAUUUGUUGCCAUUGUGUAAUCGAAUAUUGGACAUCGCGCGCGGAUUAAGUCACUGCUGAACGAACGCUACGUUGUAUGACAUGCGAUGGGUGCUGCAUCGAGCACCGAGGGCGAAAGGGAACCACUUAUUUUUCCUCCUAACCCCGAGACGAGCAUUCAGCCAGUUUACAGCCGAGUCUACGGGAGAAGAUGGCUGGUUCUGACUCUAUUUUCUUUAUUGGCGUUCAUGCAAGGGAUGGUAUGGAACACUUGGGGCCCAAUUCAGAACUCUGCCAUUCACGCGUACGAUUUCGCCAAAUCUGACAUCGCCGUGCUGGUUCUGUGGGGACCAGUAGGGUUCACCCCUUGGCUGCUAUUUAUGUGGCUGAUGGACAAGAAAGGUCUGCGGGCGUCUCUUUUACUGUCAGUCUUCUUCAUGGUGAUGGGGGCAGCGCUGCGUAGUGUCCCUGUACCAGACCUACAACUAAGGCGAUGGUUAAUACACGGUGGUCAGCUGUUGAAUGGUUUGGCCGGACCAACAAUAAUGAGCGCUGGACCCCUUCUCUCCACCACAUGGUUCGCUCCAGACCAGAGAGCCACAGCCACCGCUGUCGCCUCAUUGGUCAGCUAUCUGGGGGCGGCGUGCUCCUUCAUCGUCGGACCGCUGCUUGUGCCCGCCCCUAAUGACACCACCCGUGUCAUGGUGGCCCGAGCUGUUGUCGCGACAGACACCCAGAUCAAUCACAUACGAGACAGGAUUCAGCUGGUUUUGUAUGCAGAGCUUGGUGUGGUGGCGGUGCUGUUUGCUGCGGUGCUGUUCUACUUCCCCUCCCGGCCCCCCAGACCCCCCAGUGUAGCCGCUGCCAGCCAGAGACUCCGCUACAGCAGCAGCAUCUGCAGACUACUCAGUAAUUUCCGGUUCCUGAUGAUAGCGUUGGCCUACGCGGUGCCUACAGGAGUGGUGGCAGGCUGGUCAGGAGUUUUGGACAUGAUCCUCACCCCUGCCAGAGUCAGCCAGGUGGAUGCUGGCUGGAUUGGGUUCUGGUCUGUUGUGGGCGGCUGUGUAUUUGGAGUGGCCAUGGCCAGGUUUGCAGACUCUAUCCGGGGCAUGCUGAAGCUCAUCCUGGUCCUGAUGAUGGCUGGGGCUUCCCUGGCCUCCACCUGGUUCACACUCACUUGUCUAACCAGGCUCACACACCUACCCUCCACUGCAGCCACCCUGUACACCUCCUGUAUCGUAUUGGGCAUCUUCAUCAACAGUAGUGUGCCCAUCUUCUUUGAGCUCUUAAUCGAGACCGUGUACCCCGUGCCCGAGGGCAUCACCUGCGGGGUGGUCACCUUCCUCGGUAACCUGGUCACAGGCUGCCUCCUCUUCUUCCUCACCUUCUACACCACAGAUUUGUCGUGGCUGAACUGGUGUCUGACGGGCUCCUGUGCCUUCAGCCUGGUCCUCAUCCUCUUCUUCAGGGAAUCCUACGACCGCCUCUACCUCGACGUCUUCGUCUCAGUCUGACAGACAACACACAAACAAACUGACCCAAGAGGAAAACAAAGACUGGAACAGUGUUAAACACAUUGCACAAAGAAGAGGAGAAAAAUAAGCGAUAUAGGAAGUCCAACCUAGCCCCCUUUUUGACCUUAUAUUAAUUAUAACUAACUGUAGUUGUAAAUGUGUUAUAUGACGGUGGUCGUUGAGGCAUUGUGAUUUCCAUGUAGCCAAUGAGAAGAGCUGAAGAGCCGAGGGCCUCAGACAGUUAGUCAUUAAUGUUAACUGUAAGGGACUGUUUGUCCUGCUGGCCUGGUCCUCAGAUGCAGCAUCGUCUUUUUCGUAGUGUAAAGUUCAAAUUACAGUUGAACCGUUGUUUUUUUACCCGAUCAUGGCAUGAUGAGGGACUGUUGUUGUUUACAGAAGUAAUGUCUAAAGAGGCACUCUGUGGCAGGUGACCUGUGACCUGGCUGUUCUCUGGUUUUAAUCAGGAAGGAGAGGCAUGAUUGGCUGAGGAGCUCUAGCAGCCAAUCAACAGGCCCAACCGUGCCCGUCUAUUCUAACAAGGGACCGCAUAGCGUUUUAGUGUCACUCAUAACUGCUGGUUAUGAAUGGCAGGGGGGAAACUGUCAAACUGAGCUGUUCUGCAAAUGACCUGUGUACCUGUUGUUUAAUAGUGACAUAUGAGCUCCCUUUUUUAAACCCCCCCCCCCUCUCUCAAGGAAUAUUAUGCAAGACUGAUAAUGACAAACCGUUCCUCCCCUCCUGCAUUUAUAUAUUUUUAAAAUCUCCCUAUUGAAUUGAUUGGUCCCUGCCAGUGUCAUGGGCCGUGAUUGAAUGAGCCCCAUUGAGUGUCUCUCUCAGCAUGCAAAGUCAGAACUCUCUCUGUGUAUUUCGAGGCUCUGCUGUGCAGGUCUCAUGGUGUAAUGAGACGAUCCGUUUUCAGCAGUUGAUAAUGAGGAAUUAGGAAGUAGCAGUUUCCCCAUUGUGACCUUUCAGCUUUGUUAAAGAAACUGACUACAGGAGUCAGCCAUUUUGUUUCCGAGUUGGUUAUUAUGUAGACAUUUUAGAAGUUGUUCUCAAAUGUUAUUUUCUUAGUUUUUAGUUUGUUUUAAUAUGUGGGAGAUUUUUUCCAAUUUCAACUUGGCAAUGCAUUAUUAUUUUUCUAUAUUCCUCAGUAGACAUGUCUGUUAUUAUUCCAGAUAUUUAUGUAUUGAGGGAUCAGAACACUAACACAGUUGAUAACAGUAACAGACAAAUACAGAGACUCUAUAAUGAAAUAUGGGAAUAUUGCUUUCUGUUGCCCAGCUGAGACGUGGCUGAUUCUGUAUGGAAAUGUGGUAAUGGAGCCACAUAACAUAACCAGGAAGCUGGUCUACAUGUAAUGCACAACGUUCACCAGCAGGGAGCGCUGUGCUGGGGACACUGACAAAAUAGGGAGUGGUUCUGUUAGCAGCUCUUUCCCUGGCAUGCAUGGAGUUGGUGGUGAUGCUUCCCACCAAAUACAAAACAGACGCGUAAACAGCUCAGAAAAGUGACAUCCACAGAAAAGACAGGAACAACAAGGAACAAACUCGGCACAGAGUUUAGAGUGACAGGUCUAGCACACCCCCUGACCUUGUCACCUAAUCACUCAUCCGCAAGGUGCGACUGGGAACUGACAACCUCUGUACAAGGGGUUCCCAGUCACUCAGCUGUAUGGCAGAGAAACUGUCUGUGGAAAAAGUUUUCUUUGGGGUAUAAUGUAUGUCCUAAAAAGCUUGCCUUUCAUUUACUCCUUGUUUUACAUUUUUUACACUCUGUCUAGAGAAGUGUCAUUGUUAUCGUUACCAUAGUAAUAGAAGACUUUGUUUUUAUCUCUGCUCUUUACCUUCAUUCAAUACCUUGUGACAUGUUGCCUUAAUUACCUGUGAUCUGUGCAUCCUGUCCCCACCCACACUGUGUCGAAGAUGUAGUCUGUAUGUGUACAGUAGUGAAACACACGUUUCCAUUACACUGCUAAUCAUGACUUCCUAGGUUGGGGGUAUAGAUGUUCUUAUCCUUGUUCUGUGAAACCAAAAACUAAUGUAUGUGAGAUUUUAAGCACCUUAUUAAAAAUACAUUUUGAAAAUAUA